Scaptodrosophila lebanonensis is the source of this 1308-nucleotide messenger RNA. RefSeq names its product microsomal glutathione S-transferase 1. Gene Ontology annotation, cellular component: membrane. The transcript is spliced from 3 exons. NCBI's taxonomy places the organism in Eukaryota, Metazoa, Arthropoda, Insecta, Diptera, Drosophilidae. The record is from RefSeq and is a predicted model, not a curated record. The coding region runs from base 808 to 1308 and encodes 166 amino acids.
CUGCUACGCCUCCUUCCGUGUGUUUCAUACGUUCGCACAAAACUAAAUAUUUCCUUAAAAAUCUGUAUAUCUAACUAGAGAGAACGGUACAUUCUUGCUUGCACCAACAGUGAAAUACCCCAAAACAAACUUCCGGCGCUAAGUUAUAUGCGCCCACAGCGGCAGAAAACAGAAGUCCGAACCACCUCCUGCAGUUUGUGGGCGUAGUACUGAGGGUGGAGGGGGAAAAUAAAAAAUAGUAUAAACUCGUGUUGCCUUUAUAUUAGGAGAGUCUACAUACCAAAUUUGGCGAAUGUGAGCUUAUCCGUCUCCAAAAUCUAUGCAUUCAUCCAGAUAGGCGAACAGACGGACAUGGCCAUAUCGAUUCGUCUCGUCAGUUUUUAAAUAUUUUGAUGAAACUAAUUACAUAAACCUAUCUUGUAGAAGCAACCGCCCGAAAGAAUCAUCCAUCGUCGAAUAACAUGAUAUAAAUAUAUGCUGUUGCGAAUUUUUGGAAUGAGUCUUUGUCAUGUAUGCUGUCUAAGUUCUUGCUUAGUUUAAUGCCGCCCUUGCACUUUUCCUCUAGAAGUUUAAGUUUUAAGUGGAACUUCGCAUACAAAAAUACUGUAAUAAAAUAUAACACUACCGCAGUCAAUACCACAGACGCAAUUCGAAACCAGUUUAGCUUGUUUCAUUGUUAGGUGCUUAAACCACCCGUCUAACUUAUUGACUAACUGGUUGAAGUUAACUAAAUGAACGGGUCACUCGACAAAAUAAACUUAAACAGCACGGAACGCAAAAACAUACAAAAGUUGAAUUUUUGUUGAAAUGUCAACUCAAACAAUGAAUGCUACAAUAACGGCGGUAGUGAAAGCCAGCAACUUCCUGACGGUUGAUAAUCCUAUCUUCUGUUGCUACCUCUUCUGGGCAACGGCGCUAGUGGUUAAGAUGCUCUUCAUGUCACUACUGACGGCGUUGCAACGUUUCCGCUACAAGAUUUUCCCCAAUCAUGAAGACUUGUUUUUUAAAAACGUUGAAGUGCAAUUUGAUGAUCCACAUGUCGAGCGUGUGCGCAGGGCCCAUCGUAAUGAUUUGGAGAACAUCCUACCGUACUUCAUCAUGGCCUUGAUGUACAUAUGUACAAAUCCCAGUCAGGUUGUAGCGUGCAAUUUGUUCAGAGUGGCUGCAAUAGCGCGGUUUAUUCACACGUUAGUUUAUGCCAUAUAUCCGAUCCCUCAGCCAGCGCGGAUCAUCGCAUUUGCUACAAUGUUGCUCAUCACCUUCUACAUGGCCUUCGUUGUCGCACUUCGCACUCUGAGUUUCAUCUGA